Messenger RNA from Onychostoma macrolepis, 1642 nucleotides. It is a transcript of the gene cfap263, whose product is annotated as coiled-coil domain containing 113. The record is from RefSeq and is a predicted model, not a curated record. Lineage: Eukaryota; Metazoa; Chordata; Actinopteri; Cypriniformes; Cyprinidae. Gene Ontology annotation, biological process: cilium assembly. The transcript is spliced from 8 exons. Bases 445 to 1518 code for a protein of 357 amino acids. Gene Ontology annotation, cellular component: axoneme; ciliary basal body.
GGCAUGUCCGUCCGUUGCUAUGCACCCAUAUAUGACAGACUUCCGUUUCCAUUGAUGACAGAGGAACAGACAGUGCGUAUUGACAAGUUCUAUUUAGAAAAUAUGCAUUUUGAGGAAAUGCAUGACCUAGCUGUGUUUUCCACUGUUUCUAUUUCAUUCAUUUCAAAAGAAUAACAACACAUGCAGUUUUGUACAAAUGCUUUCACUUAGCGUAAUAAACAAUUUAUUCAGGAAACACAUACAUCUGUAAACGACAUUAUGUAUGUAAAUUUUCUCAUAAUUGUUUACAAUAUGGAUUAGUUCACUUUCAGAAUGAAACUACUGUCAUCAUUUACUUACUCCCCACUUGUUCCAAACCGAGUUUCUUUCUUCUGUUGAACACAAACGAAGAUAUUAAAAAAAUAAAUAAAAGAAUGUUGGUAUCCGAACAGGAAAAAAAUUACUAUGGAAGUGGUGCUCAUCAACUGUUGUGGCGGACGCUCCAAUGCAGCGCAACAAGCAGAAAUCGAUAUGUUUGAGCGAUAUUUUAGUCUGCUGGACCUACAGCCUCAAUCAGAGAAUUAUGAAACAGCAUCACAGAUAGAAAUGGCAACGAGUCCUGGAAGGAAAACUAAAGCACGCACUCCAGAGAGACAACAGCUCCUGACACUAGAGCAGAAAUGUGAUGUCGCCAAAAGCAUGCAUAAACAGAUGACUGAGGAUUUGAAGAGAGCAAAAGACUUUUCAGAAAAAGAGCUGGACAAUUACAAGGCAACUCUGGAAGAAGCUGAUAUCCACUUGGCGGAGGUUAAAAAAGAAUGUGGCCAGUUUGAUCGUGAUGUUGGUAAAGCACUGCGGGAUAAAAAGUGUGUGACGAUGAGUGCUGAGAAGGUCAUCAGAUACAUUGAGGAUAAAGUAAAGGCCAAGGAAAGCCUGAUUGAGAAGUUGCAUCAGAAGAAUGCAGCACUCCUCGCAUACAAGAAAAAACUACAAAUCCAGUUAAAACAACAAGAGGAGAUGGGUGAAGGGCUGACAGCUUUGGACUUUGAGCAGCUCAAGUUUGGGAACAUGAAAUGUAGGAAGCGACUGGAUGAGCAAAACCUCAGACGUGUGGAACUCAAAUUACUCGCAGGGAAGACCCUGCAUGUCUUGAAUUCUAAUAAGGAGAAGCUUCAGACCUUGACACAUGAGUCAGAUGUGCUGAGCAGUGACACUGCUUUACGGGCGAAGUUACUGAUAAAGUUUGAGGAGGAGACCAAGCAAGCAGAGGAGGAACGAAACAAAGCAGAGGCUCUGAACAGGAAGUUGAGGGGCCAGUUGGCCGAUUUUCACGUACCACACGUCCUACAAUACAUCAAAGUUAAGGAGUCUCAUGGUCAGCUGAAGAAGAGUGUUAAAGAAUGGGAACGCAAGGUGGAGAUUGCAGAGAUGGCACUAAAAACACACUCAAAAUCCUGGGACAAGCUUAGGAUCACUGCUGGAGCCAGAGCAGUUCCUGCACGACAUGCAGCCAUAGAUGCUGGAUUGUAUGGAUUCUGAAACAACAAAAACUAAACAUGUCCUAAAUAACCUCAAUGCCCAAGAUGAUGUCAAAGAUGUCCAUAUAUUUUCAAAACAAAUGCAUCAAUAUGAAGAAUAAUAAAAUGAACAUAAAAAUGACACA